Messenger RNA from Podarcis muralis (Common wall lizard), 2113 nucleotides. The record is from RefSeq and is a predicted model, not a curated record. Lineage: Eukaryota; Metazoa; Chordata; Lepidosauria; Squamata; Lacertidae.
UGAGGAAAAGUUCUUAACCUGAGGUACUAUUUCUGGGUUAGCGGAGUCUGUAACCUGAAGCACCUGUAACGCAAGGUACCUCUGUAUAGUCUAGCAUGCCAACAAGCCCAAAGCCUGGUCCUCUCUCCCUUCUCCUUCAGCCUGAAAAAAGCUUUCCCUAUUUCUUUUACUCUUAUUCCUUUCCUCCCAUUGGUGGGUGGGUACUUGCCAUAAGGCACUUAAAGCAGCAAGAUGCAACAUAGUCUAGUAAGAAUGAAGAAAUAAUGUGAUGAAACACCAGAAAUACAAAAAAGAAAAGAAAAGAAGCACCUCAGCACAGUGCAUGAAUUUCCCUUCUUUCCACCAGAAAUGGUGCAGGGUGGAAUAUUCUUGGGGGCUUUAUGGGUUGCUCAUACAAAGUCACGAACAGGAUAUUUGAACCAGGCAAUGUUACACAAAAUGCACCACAAAAAGUAAACAGAUGUGUGGGCCUUGUAGAACGAUUCAUGGGAACAGUGAACAAGCCAGAUAGGUAUGGAAGUUCAGAGGUCGACUUUGCAGGUAUUCAGUGGUGGUGCAGAUGAGACCCUAGUGUGGAAUUGCCAUACUGCAUUCAUUUUUUUACAGUGCGCCCAUAAGGUGCUGUUGCCCUGUAUUUUCCUUUUGCUUGUUUCAUUUAUUCUCAAACCACAGAAAGUCUGGCUUUUUUCAGAAGAUAGGCACCGAAGUAUAGGGAAAGUGAACCUAUCACCAUUCUUCAUACAUUCCUUAUAACAUUUGUGGAUUCUUUAUUUGCAACUCCAUGGCAGCCUUUGGAUGCAAAGCUGUGUGUCGUAGAUAGACCACUGCUGAUUAGGAUGCGAAUGGAUCAAUACAGACUGGCUCCACAAGCACCUUACCCUGGCAACGUUGUGGUGGUUGUCCCUCCAAGCCAUGUUGGUGCAGGACAGAAGAAACUCCCAGAGGAAAAUGAUGCUCUGGGGGCUAUGCAGGUGGCUAUUGCUCUGAUACAUCUUGGUCUUGGAGGCAUUUUGCUCUUUUCAUCAAAGGAUUGUGACACAUGGAUCAUGACUGUCUGGUAUCCCUUCUGGGGGGGUGCCCUUUUCAUAAUUUCAGGAUGCCUUUCAUCAGCAGCGACAAGAAAAUCAGUUGCAGGUCUGGGAGCAUUCAGUUACCUCUUUAACACUCUUAGUGGCCUCGGUGCAAUCGCUGGAAUGUGUCUUUUGCUGACUGAUGUAAUAAAAAAUAGAGAGAGAAACUUUUCUGCAGUUACGGAGACAUCUCACUUUGUAUCCAAAUUUCUUCUUCCACAAAUUCCUAAUAUUUCAAACUAUUGCAAGACCACUGGGGCAUAUGAAAUGGGAAUUCUGUGUGUGAUGCUUUUCUUCUCUUUCCUCGAGGCUACAACUACAUUUUCAGUUCUCUGCAAUAGCAAGGACAAAAAGAAGCACAGGUCAGACAAUGAAGAACAAAAUGUUGCGUUGACAUCACUCCCACAGCCACGCUAUGCAGACGGAGUUCCUGACCCACCACAGUACACUGCAACAGAAGCAAACAGAUACUCACAGCUUCCUGAAAGCAUCCCUGGAAACACACAUACAGACUGGCCCCGCUAUGCUGCCGGUUAUGAGCCAUACACUGGAUAAAGUUGGAUUUUUAAUCGUCGCCACUCUUUUUUGCUUUGUGGAUGUUUGAUUGUAAGGUUUCAAGCAUUUUGUUUUUGGUUUUUGUAAUGCGUGGCUACAUUAAGAAUUCACAGUAUUUAUCAUUAUCUACCAUCUUGAUCUGCCAUAUCCAUUAUUAUUUAUCACUGAUGCACCAAUAAAGCAAUGCAAACCACCUUGAAAGAUGGUUGCCUUUUGCUCGAAGAACAUGGUGGAGGCAGAGGAGCGAGAACAGGGAGGCUGGACGUGGAUUCUUGUGUUCUUUAGAAACCUGGACUUUCCUUAUUUCCACUGUAUUAUGCUGUUAUGGAAAAAUUAGAGCUGUACGGCUUUCUAGUGCCUUACUCUGCUAAUAAAGCAAAUUGUUAGAAAAUGGUUGUGAAAGACAGUAAAUCACCGUCACAUCUUUUCAGUACCAUGUAAUAGUGCCUGGGGUUCAGUUGUAAGUAGGUCACAGGUGGCACUGUGAU